AGAAACGAGCAGCUCAACCAGCUACUAGUGAACUUCUAUUCGUGACAGAAAUACAACAGGUUUUUGUAAACAACGUCCGAUGGUUGAAGGAAUUUUGUCGUUUUGCUGAGGAAAUGCCUUUCUUUCUGAUGAGAAUGCGGUCUUGAACAUUUGCCUAGUUGAGGGGUGCGAUGGAAUCUGUGACCUGAACGGUCUACUGAAGUGUUCACAGCCGUUUACGCAUCAGGCGCCGCUCUACCCGCGUAUCAACUCGACGCACGAUGAUACGAAAGGCAAUAAAUGGGGACAGCAGCUCGGUGUGGUCAUUGGACAGCCAGCCACUACGGCCACGCAAAAGAAUAUUGUUAAACGUCGGAGGACGAUUAUUUGAAACGUGGCAAGAUAACCUGGACAAUUAUCCGGACACACUUCUAGGGAGUCCAGAAAAGGAACUAUUUUAUGAUCGCGGUACCAAGAUGUAUGUAUUUGACAGAGAUCCGGAAAUGUUUCGGCACAUUCUGAAUUAUUACAGACUCGGUAGGUUACACUAUUCAAGUGACUACUGUGCAGACGAGUUUCGUGAUGAGCUUUCUUUCUUUCGUAUCUCUAUAAACGCCGUAUCUAAUUGUUGUUGGGACGAUUACAGGCAGCCAAGAAAAAUACGAAUCGACAAAGUGUUUAAGUUAGAGGAUCCACACGAAAAACUAGAAGUUGAGAGAGGAUGUAAACUGAAAAAAAAGGUCUGGAACAUUUGUGACAAUCCACACGAGUCGGUUCUUGGUAGAUUGUGGUACUAUUUCUCUGGACUGCUGAUUGCUUUAAGUAUUGUUUGUACUGUUGCUGAGACUAUACCACCUCCUUGUGACGAGAAAUAUCUUUGUCAGAACUACACUUGUGGGAAGGAAAAUUGGAAUUUGUCAGCCAUAAAGUAUGGAAAUGUUAAGUCCUGUGAAAAAAUCGAUAAUUACUUGAAGGAAAGAGAAUUAUUGUAUUUUUCAUUGGAAAGUGUGUGUGUAGCAGUGUUUACUUUUGAGUAUUUGACGCGGUUUAUUACAGCACCAAACCGCUGGCAUUACGUAAAGGAGUUUAUGAGUGUGAUAGACUUGCUUUCAAUAUUACCAUAUUACGUUGGGCUGAUAUUGGAUUACGCGCAGGAAACAUCAGUGGACAGUCUUAGCGCCUUGGUUUUGCUGCGAGUGCUUCGUGUCUUCCGUGUUCUGAAAUUCACUCGACACUCCAGCCGACUACGAAGUUUGUUAUUUGCAAUCAGACGCUCUGCUUCUGAAUUGGGCUUCAUCCUAUUCAGCUUCUCUCUCGGAGUAACUCUGUUUUCCAGUGUCUUAUUCUACGCGGAAAAGCUCGCGGACCUCAAACCGAACAGAACAAAUCUGUUUGACAGCAUUCCAGCCUCUAUGUGGUAUUCGGUCGUCACUAUGACAACAACUGGUUAUGGAGACCUUGUUCCGAGAACAGUCAUUGGACAACUGAUUGGAAGUGUUGGCUGUAUUGUUGGCGUGUUAAUGAUCGCUUUACCUGUUCCAAUUAUUCAGAAGAAGGCAAAUUUACAACUUGGACUUUUGGAUGAAGUAGAUGAGGCCAUGGAAGCAGAGCUCUGAUUAAACGUUGAUCAUUGGCAGCUGGAUCAUUCGGUAAUCACGUGCUGGAUGCGUAAUGAAUAUUAAGAGAAGCAUAGAGCCUGUGACUGUGGUCUGUGAAUCCCUUCAAUCUACAGUUUGGUAUCUCUAGUCAGUUCGUAGGGUUUAUUAGAGAAAAAAAUAAUUGCCAUCCAUGCAUAUUUUGGAAAUGACAAGUGUUUCCAAGCGGUAACGUGAGAAAAAAAAAAUUAAAAACACAAUUCUGAUCUAAAAGAUCAGCUUUUUAGAGAUCAUUUAAUGGAUAAUUGAAUUUAGACUGAGAGCCAAACGUUAAUAGCCACUUCUUUCAGGUUAUCAUUUAUCAGUGUGAUUAUCAUCGGCUUUGAUACUGAUCAUCGCAUUUCUACAGACUUAAAAGAGAAACAUGAUCCAGAAAUCAUAUUUUCUCAUUUUCUUCAUUAAAACUUAUGUAUAAGAAUUGAACCAAGCCACGUUUAUAGCUUCAAGAGGGUAACGCACAGUUUUGAAAACUGUAUUCAAAUGUGCUGAUCAUGAGAGAACGACUACAACCUCUGCUCCUUAAACCUUGCGGAGCAAUCUGGACGCUAACCUUUGACUCGGGAGAGUCUCGCUCCUCUAUCUACCAUGCUCUGCGAUCCGUUGGAACCACUAUCAAGAGGUGCAAAAAUAGGUAUUCUUAACUCAAACAGUGACUAUCUUUAUUUUUUGUUAGUGUCCGAUAUUCGACUGACCAACUUUUUUCUGUCUCUGACACACAUGUCGUGGCUUUGCGCAUGUGACCAAUUUACUAGGUUGCUUUUAAAAUGGCGGCGUCCAUUUCAAAACAACUUUUGAAAAAAUCUCGGUAACCCAUUGUAAUCUUUUACAGUGCUGCAAAUAAAAUUUUAAUCUACACCAAUGAAUAGAGGAGAUGUAACUGAUUAUAUCUUGUCUACUUUUCCUUUAAUAAUAACCAUUAAUAUGUGUGUGACAUUAUUUAACAUAUGUUCUAGAAAAAUAAACCAAU
This is a messenger RNA of Pocillopora verrucosa, 2601 nucleotides long. Its product is annotated as potassium voltage-gated channel protein Shal. Gene Ontology annotation, biological process: potassium ion transmembrane transport; protein homooligomerization. Gene Ontology annotation, cellular component: voltage-gated potassium channel complex; membrane. The record is from RefSeq and is a predicted model, not a curated record. Lineage: Eukaryota; Metazoa; Cnidaria; Anthozoa; Scleractinia; Pocilloporidae. Gene Ontology annotation, molecular function: protein binding; voltage-gated potassium channel activity.